Cooperia oncophora is the source of this 786-nucleotide messenger RNA. Lineage: Eukaryota; Metazoa; Nematoda; Chromadorea; Rhabditida; Trichostrongylidae. The record is from the annotation of a GenBank genome assembly.
UUGGUGAGUCCGAGAGAAGCGUCAGCCAUAUCUCACGGAAGAGAAGGGCAGUCAAUUAGAGAGCCUGUCCCUUACAAAGAAAUCUGUCUCGAUCGCUGUAUGCAAGCCGUUCUCCUGACUACAUUUGGUGGCAACACAGCAUUUUUCAUCUUCUUGCACUAUGGGCCGACAUUUAUCAACCAGGCUCUGGGACUCGAUAUAACUGAGACUGGAUUCGCCACUGCUCUGCCAUAUGCACUCUGUUUGAUAUUAAAAUUCAUCGCGGGACCGAUAUUCGACCAUACUACGUCCAUUUCCGAGAAGAAUCGUAUGAUCAUGUUCGCAUCGCUAUCACAAGGUGUCAUGAUGAUGGGUUUCUUCGUGCUUUCACAGGUUUCAAACAAGCUCGUUGCUCAAAUUGCAUACACUGCAGCAGUCGCGUUCAAUGGCUUGAAUAUUGUUGGUUCGAUCAAGUGCGCUCAAGUGUGGUCACGUCUGUUUCUUGGCGUUGGCUUCUUCGUGCUCGUAUGUAACAUCCCAUUCCUGUUCCUGGCUAGCAGCGAGCCGGCGCCAUGGACGAAAUCCGCUGCAUUCCGUGCGGCGAGCAGUAAAAGUGCAAUGUUGCAGUCUAUGACGUCAGUGGAGAAACUCGACAGCAAAAUUCAUCCCGAAACACCUCUUCGUGGCGAAGUCAGAGAUCUCGAAGAAGCUCUAUAUCAAAAAAGUGAAAAGAACCUUGGCUUGAGGGAUCGCAGCGAAUCCACUGAUGACGAAAACUCAGCGGUCCACAAGCGCUUUGCGGUGUGA